CACGAACUUGGUGCUUCGUCCUUCUUCCCGGUGUAAAAACGACGCAUCGGAUACCUCAAAUAUCCGCAGGAAUAAUGGCGCUCGUGUCUUAAACGGUUCCAUAGCUUUGCUCUCCAAGCCGUGGUUGGUCUCGUCUUCUCUCCGUUUCGGUGAUUGCAAGAGUUGAGGAAAUGGCCACGGAGGGCGCCCUAGAACUUCCUGAGUUGCGGAGGUGAUACGUGGUCUAGUAGGGUACAAUUAAUUUUCCAGUCUGUGCCUGUGUGGUGUUUGUAUAAUAGGUUACACUAAGCUCCGAAAUGACACUUGUAGCUUGUAGUUUUUAUUUAUUUCGAACCAAAUAGUUUCGCUAAGUAAUCGCGGCCGUUAAAAAAUGCCCUUACCACUCGCCAAGUUUCCGGCCGUUUAUCGAUUGCUGUGAGGUUAUGAUCGGAGAAUUGACUUGACUUAUGUCCUACACCCAAUGUUUACUGUUUCGCCUUUUUUCAGAUUCUUCAAAGUAGACGCUCUACUACUACCUCUAGCUACCGCCAUCCAGACGGUUCACGAAGUUUGCGGUCUCUCCUUUCCGUAAUCUGCAUGUUCCGACUACAAUUAACCCUCGAUUACGUCGCCAAAAUCGUUUUACAUCUCUUCCCAUUCAUCGGAUUACCAUCGAUGAGAAAACAAUGUGAAACGUUAUCAUUGCCCGAGCUAUGACAUUAAGUGGAAUCCAUAAACAAGAGCGACAAUGAUCGGUACAGCCGGUGGAUUGGAAGAUGCUUGUAGACAGGCUCAGGAUAUGAUCAACCAUGCAUCUCGGUGCUGGAGGGAUGGACAGAGCCAGUGUUCCAUGAGUUUUCCAAACGAGAGGCCCGUAGGCCUCAAGAAGGAACACUCUCGGUCCAAGCACAGCAUCCAGUCCAAACUGACGGGAUUAUAUUUCGAAGAACUGUCCAAAGUUCCUCACGCAACGCCCGACUCCGUUCUGAAUAAUCUGGAGAACGAGUGCGACCUUCUGGGACGACUGGUGCAAAGGGAGGGAUUUCAUACUCUGAUCGUCAACCUCUAUGCCGGCAACAAAGGAUACUCAUUAGGUGUAAGAAAUAGCGAUAAAGUGAGUCAGUACGAGAAAACCGCCCUGCUGGCGGAGACGCAGCUGAUGGGUUACGAACAGGGCGAGCUGCUCUCGUGCAUCGACAACGGCCAACUGCCGGCGAUGCUAGCGGAGCAGCUGGAAACCAAUCAUUCGCAUCUCUUCUACGACGGCUGCAUCAUCGCCGAGGUCCGAGAUUAUCGCAAAGCGUUUCCCCACAAUAAAGCCGAAGUACACCACGUUCUCCUGAAGCCUACCACGCAAAGCGUUCUCUCGGACGUAUCGACGUUGACCAGCGACGGGGAUUGGAGCCACGAGGAGCGAUUGACGUUGGAGUCUUAUCUGGUGGCAGCUACCCAAGGACCGCUCUGUUUGGACCCGAAUCCCGUUCCCAGUUUGGCGACUACUCGGCUCCGCCAGUCCAAGUCACUGCUGACGGACCACCAGUUGAUGCGACAAGCCAAAAAAUUCUCUCAGGUGACCGUGAAUCGGAAGAGGAAACUGGAACAGUUGGCGCAGCCGGAGGGCCUGACGAUACAGGACUUGAUGCAGAAGUUGAGGACCAAGAGAGGCGUCGCCGUAACCACUGCCUGUCCUCCACCUUCGCUCGUCAAUCCGCCUCUGCCUCCGCCGAGUACUCCGAUCGACGUUCUAAGAUACGCCAAGGCGUACGAGCGGCCGCGGGAGACGAGGGACUGCCUGCCGCAGCUUAUAGAAGAGUAUAUAUUAGAGACUGAAAGGGGCCAAGGCCGCGUGUAUCAUAUAAAGCUCUCCAUCCUACAGAGACCUUCCAAUUCCGAGUACCUGGGAGAGCUUUAUGUCGAUAGGGAUCACCGAGAGGGAGAAAAGAACGGAUCUGCUUGCAGAUUCAGCUUGGGCACUCGAGCUCAAGCCAAUCAUUAUAUUCAGCAGUUCACAGAGAUUUUUACGGAAGAGGGUAGGAAAAAUGUAAGGAUAAAGCAUGUGGUACCGGGGCAGGCACCUCGCGUUACAUGCACCCUAGGCAUGCAGAGAGCACAUCAACAGGCACAGCAGCAAGCGCAGGCGGCACAGUUGGUGGCUCAACAGCUCCAGCAAACUCAGUCGCAACACGGCGCUCACCAGAUUCUGUCGCGGGCGCAAGGCCAGCUGAACACUUUGGCGGGCCAGGUCGCCUCGAUGAAGGCCAUGACGGACGCGACUACCUCGGCCCAGGUCGGCCUGACGUGUCUGGACUCGGCCGGAAUCGGCCAGGUCGCGAACCACGGGGAUCCGGCGAGCAACCAGAGCCAGCCGCUGACCAACGGCGGUCCCCCCGCCGCGGCGGCCGUCCAGCUGGACGCGACCGGCAGCUCGUGCAACGGCUCCGGAAUCCUGGUCUUCCAACAGAAACCCGUGGCGACCAGCGUGCCGGUCUUGCAAGCCCAGCUACAGGCCGGGACGCAGGCCGGGACGCAGGCCGUCGUCGGCGAGGCGGGAAACGCCGCAUCGAGCGAAGCUCCGUUCAAGAAGCACUCGACCAAUCCCGAGAUCAGCGCCCUCGCGACGUCUCUGAUGAAUUCGGCCGAACAGUUCCAGGAGCAGGCCGCGGCCGCAGCUGCCAUGAACAACAACGGACCGCCAGUGAACAAGCCGAACAACGCGGCGAUUCUCAGCCUGCUCAACAGCAGCCCCGCCAACUUGGCGCAGCAAAAGGCGCAGCCUCGGAGGAACUCGUUGAACGCCUCCGUGCCGCCCAGGGUCAUCGGGCACGGUAACGUGAUAACGGUCCCCAGCACAACGGGCCAGGUCCGGCUGAGCUUCGGCUCGGCCCUGACGAGUCAGCUGGCCGGGAAGCAGCAGCCCGUCAAGGCCGCGGCCGUCAGGCUGGCCCGAGUCCAGGACAACGCCUCCACUCUCGGCUUGUCGAUGCCGGGCCUCUCGGCUCUGCUGGCGGGUUCCCCGUCCGCCGACAAUCCCAUGCCGGGGAUCAACGCGACGUCCUCGCUGCUGGAGAGGCUGACCGGGUCCUCGAGUCGGAGCAGCCAGCCGACCAGCCCGAUGACCAGUCCCCCGCCGGCGAACGUCAACCUUCAGGGCGUCAACUUGGCCAGUCUGCCGAACUCCAUCAACGGUCUACAGAACGUUCAGGUAUCGUUUCCCGGGCUGUCGCAGCCGAUCACGAUGUCGCUCAACGUGUCCGCGGCGACGGGCUCGGUGACGGGCUCGGUAACGCCAACCGGAGUCAUCGUGUCGCUCCCUGUAUCGUCGGCCACCAACACCUGCACCACGGUCUCCAGCAUGGUCGCAGCAACGGUGGUCACCACCGCCGUCGCCGGAAGUACCCCGACAGUAGUAAUCGCUAAUCCUGCCAAUACUCAUUUAUCAUUGCCAAUUGCUCAAAUCAUACCAUCCGGGGUGAAGGGUUUGUCGCAACAGAGUAUACGCAGCGGCAACGCGGUGACUCUGUCCCAGGGAGGGCAGGCGAUACAGCUCGUCGGAUCUCACAGGCCGCGACUCGGCCAGACGACUCGCCAAGUGCAGCCCACUCAGGUCAAGUCGGCCCACCUGCCGAACCAGCUGGUCACCGUGGCCAAGACCGUCACCGCGAACCAGCUGAUUCUCUCCGGCAACAAGCAGGUCCUGACGUCGAUCAUGGCGAACAAGCCCGUGCUCGUGACGACCCAAGCGACGCCCUCCUCCCAGGCGGUACCCGUGAACAAGCAAACUCUGCUGACAAAGUCCCUGCACGCCAGAGCCGCCUCCACGGUGCAGUGCAGCCCGCAGGCGCAGGCUCUCAACGUGGCCGGGAUAUCCCAGCAACAGCUGCAAAGGACGCUGAUGAAGCCGGUGCAGCUCCAGCAGCUGCAGCAGUGCCUGGCGGCCCAGCACAAGGCGGCGGUCGCGGCCGGGAGCUCGCCCAACCGGGCGCAGAUCCAGCCCCAGAGGGCCUCCACCUCGGGUCCCGGCGAGGAGUCCCUUUGAACCCUCCGCCUCUCCGCCGACCGCGAGGGGCAAGAGGAAUGAAAUAAUUAAAUACAUCUAGAUACGUGUACGUAAGUCGGACCCGCGUCUCGCCGUGCGUUAAGUGCGUGCAAUAAAGAAACGAAAGACUUCGGAAUUUCACGAGGGCCGUCUCGCAAUGUCGUAUAUCGCGAGGAACGGUCCCGAUUCUUGUACAUAUUACAUAUACAUACGAUAUAUGAUUUGUUUUAUAUUAAAAAGGAAAAAAAAAAUACUCGAACGAACCGGACACCCUUGGCCUUCGGCGAAUCCUGCCGAUUUUUUGUUCACUCGUUACCGUCCAGAAUCCCCGGGAGAAGGAAAAUGACGCCGAGAAAUCGCGGUUGAAAAAGUUAAGAGCUCCUUUGUAUUUCUCGUAAGGCAACGCUUAUAACGGAACGUGCAACGAUGCGUAUAAAUUAUGGAGAGGGCCAGAGAAUGUCCCACGUCCUCGGAAUAAAUAACCAAAACGCGCCGAGUUUCCGCGGAGGACUCGAGACAUUCGCCGACUCGGCGGAC
Molecule: messenger RNA, 4552 nt
Organism: Orussus abietinus
Lineage: Eukaryota; Metazoa; Arthropoda; Insecta; Hymenoptera; Orussidae
Product: transcription factor SPT20 homolog
Exons: 22
Coding region: 728-4015 (1095 amino acids)
Biological process (GO): regulation of transcription by RNA polymerase II
Cellular component (GO): SAGA complex
Molecular function (GO): transcription coregulator activity
Source: RefSeq, a predicted model, not a curated record